Messenger RNA from Drosophila subpulchrella, 2834 nucleotides. RefSeq names its product ubiquitin carboxyl-terminal hydrolase 8 (gene Usp8). The record is from RefSeq and is a predicted model, not a curated record. The transcript is spliced from 8 exons. The coding region runs from base 1 to 2685 and encodes 894 amino acids. Lineage: Eukaryota; Metazoa; Arthropoda; Insecta; Diptera; Drosophilidae. Gene Ontology annotation, molecular function: cysteine-type deubiquitinase activity. Gene Ontology annotation, biological process: protein deubiquitination.
AUGGCCAAGUUGAAGAAGCUGCACAUGAGCUCCAAUCUGGAGGAUCUGGAGAAGAUGUCCAUCAUUCCGGAUCUGCGCAGCAAAGGCAUGAAAAUCCUGCUGAACACCGCCCGCAAACUGUACAUGACCGCCGAGGAGUACAGACUGGAUGGCGACGAGGAGCUGGCCUACAUCACCUACAUGAAGUACUUUAACAUGCUGACCGCGAUUCACAAAAAGUCCGAUUACGCCAGCCACAAGUCGACGGUGCGCCAGAUGUUGGGCGACACCGAGUCGAAUCGCCGCAUCAUGGACACGCUGGAGGUGAUUAUGAACUCCCUGCGACAUCGAUAUGAUCAGCAGCGUCAGCCAGUGGAACAAAUUGGCACAGAACUAGUCAGCAAUGGUCGGGUCAGUGUGGAGGCGCCGGCAACACCCUCCACGGAGUACGCCCGACUGGGACUGAUCACCUGCCAGGAGCUAUACCGGCGCAUGCAGGAGAAAUCGGUCCUCGUCAUGGACUGUCGCCCGAGCGCCGACUACGAGAACUCCCACCUCACAUACUACUGUGCAUUCAAUGUGCCCGAGGAGCUGAUUACGCUAGGCAUGUCGGCUGGCAGACUGCAGGCUCGACUCAGCAGCAGCGGAAAGGCCUCGUGGGCAUCGCGCUCCGUGAAGGAUUCGGUGGUUCUUAUGGACUGGAACACCAAGGAUGCCCAACCUGCGGGGAAUACAGCCAUUGCUACGCUGCUAGACAUCCUUAAGAAUUGGGAUCCCGAUGUGACGUACCGCGCCCCCAUUCAGAUCGUCGAGGGCGGUUAUGAGUACUUCAUCAUGAUGUACCCCACCCAUUGCACCAAUCCCAGUGUCCAGGCGCCGCAGCAGAACAACAACGACAUUGACACCAUCGAUGACAUUGAAUAUCCCUCAAUCCACGACAUCACCAUGAAGGAGGACAUUAGUGCGAAGGACUUUAAGCCACGACCGGACAUAAAUCGCGCCAGCAAGCCGACGGCUACGCGUACCUACAACCAGGGGCCCUCACGGCCUCCUUCACAGGCCAAACCAAUAGCCGAGAUCAUGCGUGAUCAGGCCGAGUUUCUGCAAAGGGCCGAGCAGAACGAUGAGCAGCUGGAAAAGGCCUCCAUGAUGUGGAAGCGUCAGGCGGCAGAGGGUGAUGGCUUGAACGCCACCGAAGGUCAGGAGUUGCACUUUAGAAUUCUUCAACUAGAGAGCAAGGCCCAGGAUUACAUAGUUGAAAACAAUCGUCUGCGAGAAGAACUGAGUCGCAUACAGGAGCUGCAGAAAGUUACCCAGCAGCUAUCACAAAAGGAUGUUGAGGCCACGAGGAACAUUGAAUCCAAGAUCCGGGAGCGUCAGCGCUUGGACGAGCAACACGAGCAGGAGCGCCAGGAGCGGGAACGCCUUUUGGCAAUUGCCCGGGAGACGAAAAAGCAUUACAAGUCACCCCGGGAUGAGAGUCCUCCCUCGCCGGGCAGGAACUUGGAGGAUGUGCAGGAUCUCUCCGACAGCCUGGAAUCCCUGCUCCAACUAAACGAGGAUCAGCAACUAGCCCCCAACAAGGUUGAGAGGCCUACAUUCGACAGGGCGAUGAAACCGCAGCCGAGGAGCGUCGAGAGGACAUCGCAACGGGUCCGUGAUUUCUCACCCGUCAUGGGUCAGAAUGUGGGUCGCGGAUUAACGGGCCUGAAAAAUCUAGGCAACACCUGCUACAUGAACAGCAUUCUCCAAUGUCUGAGUAACACGCCUCAGUUGACGGAGUACUGCAUUUCGGACAAAUACAAGAACAACAUAAGCAGGAGCAAUAAGACAAACGGCCAGGUGAUCGAGGAGGUGGCUGCACUCAUCAAGGAGCUUUGGAACGGACAGUACAAGUGCGUGGCCAGUCGAGAUUUGAGGUAUGUUGUGGGUCAGUACCAGAAGAUCUUUCGUGGCGUUGACCAGCAGGACUCGCACGAGUUUCUCACCAUCCUGAUGGACUGGCUGCACUCGGACCUCCAGACUCUCCAUGUGUCCCGUCAGCGCGAGAUGAUCAGUGCGUCGGAGAAGGCUUGGCUCGAGUUUACCAAAGCCAAGGAGAGCAUGAUACUGCAUUUAUUCUAUGGCCAGAUGAAGAGCACCGUCAAGUGUGUGGCCUGUCACAAGGAGUCGGCCACGUAUGAGAGUUUCUCGAAUCUCAGCCUGGAGCUGCCGCCCAACUCGAAUGUGUGCCAGCUGAACCAGUGCAUGGACAUGUACUUUAGUGGGGAGCGCAUACACGGCUGGAACUGUCCAAGUUGUAAAACCAAAAGAGAUGCCAUCAAGAAACUGGAUAUAUCCAAGCUGCCUCCAGUCCUGGUGGUGCACUUAAAGCGUUUCUAUGCUGAUCCCAGCAACUCGGGCGCUUACAUGAAGAAGCAAAACUACCUUCGCUUCCCGCUGGAGAACCUGGAUAUGAAUCCCUACAUUGCACGGGCGGAAUCGCGGGCGGUUACGCCCAAGACCUACCAGCUGUACGCCGUUUCCAAUCACUACGGCACCAUGGAGGGCGGCCACUAUACGGCCUUCUGCAAGAGCGCCAACUACGGAAAGUGGUUCAAGUUCGACGAUCAGAUCGUCUCGGCCCUGGACUCAUCGAACGUCGUUUCCAGCGCUGCCUACAUUCUGUUUUAUACCUGGCUACCGCCCAUGCAGGUGCCGCUGUAGGCGCAUCGCUCGAUUCUCUUUCGGUUUUCCACCUUUUGUUUUAAUUGUGUUUUUGUUCAUCUCUUAUUUUUAUAGUUUCUAAGGUCUAGUCGCCACACCCUUUUAUCAUUUACCAAUUACCGCUUAAAUGUUGCUAUUUAAGAGGAUAA